This is a messenger RNA of Trichophyton verrucosum HKI 0517, 2766 nucleotides long. RefSeq lists its product as uncharacterized. The transcript has 6 exons. NCBI's taxonomy places the organism in Eukaryota, Fungi, Ascomycota, Eurotiomycetes, Onygenales, Arthrodermataceae. The record is from RefSeq and is a predicted model, not a curated record. The coding region runs from base 1 to 2766 and encodes 921 amino acids.
AUGCAUAUAAUGCCAUCGUUUGUCCUCUGGACAUUCCACCUGUGCUCUCAGUGGUUCCAAGGUCUUACUGAUCUGUUACCUCACAUUCCAGAUACUGAACCAGUCAACCAUUUGGUCAGUCAGACUGGAUUAUUGCAUCCGGGAGGUAUGAAGUACUCUAAGGUAGCCCCUUGGGUCUGCAUCCCACUGUUGACAUGCCGCGGUGUCGGUGCAACGAACUCAGCGGACGGUGGCUCCGAUCUACAGCUUAAUGAGAGUCCGUUUUCUAAGAGCUGGCAGGUUCUUGGACCGUUUGAAAUAGGAACGAGGGAAUCAUCUUGGGGUGCUGACCCACUGGAAGCAUAUGGUGGCUUCCAAACGCUGCAAUAUGACCCAAAGGCCAGCUUUGACAGCUCUCUGGCACUUAACGGUCUUGCAAAUUGGUCAAUAGCUUCGACGCAUGUCAAUUCAACUGCUGACCCUCCCGAGACUAUACUCGAUAUCAAUUUAUCCCCGGAUAACUUGACAUCUCUUCAAGAAGUCUACGGCUGGGAUGCAAAGCAGUACCAAGCCUGGGCACGUGGAACAUUGACUGUUUCUAAAUCCAACUCCGUGGUCGCUUUGUAUACGGAUAGGAUCUGGGAAUAUCGAAUUGACAACAAAUCAUACUUCGGUGGGGACUUUUUUGGUUUUCGCAGAGCACCACUUCUUCUGGAUUUGUCCCCUGGAACUCACACUGUUGACCUCCGUGUGGUCCGCGAUGUCAGAGCUCUUGGAGCCGUUGGCGAACCGUUUAUCAAUGUUACGCUCAUUGCACAGGAGUUGUCUAAAACACUAAUUGUGGACGAAAAGAGUAUUCUUGUUGCGGAUGUUGUUGAAAAUCGUUUGAUUAGCCCAUAUGCUUCCGUUACUCUCCAUAAUACUAUUGGAAAUCCUGUUGAUGUGGUUGGCAUCAAGGAAGAUAGCACCCAGGCCGCCAGGUUUUCUUUGAAAAUGUUAAACAAUCAUGUGAAACUUGAGGGAGCACAAUCUCGCGCAAUUGGCUUUACAGUUGAGGCGAACGAUAAAACCAAUGUUCCAGCGUCGGUGUCUUUAUACUUCGAGUAUACGACCCCUGGUAGCUCCAGCGUUCAGAGGACGCAACCAAUGACCAUCACUUUUACAAGGAGAAAGCUGCCAGAAGUUCAACAAAAUACUUUCGUGCUGCCAGGAGGAGUAGUCUCUUAUGCCACUAUGCGGCCUCCUACAUCCUUAGAAUGCAAUAAAAACAAAAGCGCAAAACUUCCAGUUUUGCUAGGUCUUCAUGGAGCAGGACAGGCUGCAAGUGAUGAGAUAAUUCGCACUAUGCUUGAUGAUACUUGGGGAUUUGCCGACUUACAGCACUCAGUCCGAGCACUUAAUGACUACAUUAAAUACAGUGGUUGGACAGGAGUCGGGGUUAUCGACAGUGAUUGGGUUAUAGCCGGACACUCAAAUGGCGAAACAGGCCAGGGAACAUGGUAUACCAUCUCACAUUACCCCGAUAAAAUAAUUGCUGCAGCACCUGUUGCAGGUUAUACCUCGAUAGAAAACUAUGUCCCAUACUCCAUGUGGCAUAACACAGACUCAUUGCUGGCAUCUACAUUUUAUCGGGCGCGCCAGGACUUUAAACAUGAGAUUCUAGUUGAUAACUUUGCUGGAAUUCCGGUCUACCAACAGCAUGGUGCCUCUGACGAUAAUGUGGUUGUGUACCAUUCUCGGCUGAUGCAUAGGUUGUUGCAAGAGAGCGGUUCACCCUCGAAGUAUCAUGAAGUGCCAGGUAAAAACCACUGGUACACCGGAAUUAUGACUUCCGACUUCCUUAAGGAUUUCUAUCGUACAUAUGUUCAGCGCCCAAAUGCCACUGACCUUCUUCCUCAAAGAUUUUCGGUCACUCUCCCACCUGCAGGUCAUAUGGGUACCAGAGGCGGUAUAUAUGUUGAUCAAUCACAUACCCCUGACCGAGUUGGCUCUAUCGAGGUUGAGCGAAGUAUGACCAAUGACGGAGUCUGGAAGUUAAAGACACGAAAUAUCCGCCGUUUCCACCUCGAGACCAGUGCAAUCAGAUCACAUGUUCCACUGUAUAUCCAGAUAGAUGGCUCUAGAUUUACAGUCACUCCUAGCAACUCUACGACAACAUGGUACACACAAGAUGCCGCUGGGAAGUGGACAUCGGGUGGUGACUCCUGGCGUACUAUUUCACAGAGAUAUGGCAGACAGGCUGGUGUGAAUGCUUUCCUCCGCACAGAAGCGCCGUUUACUGUGACCGCUGCAGCUCAGGAAACUCGAGAUCUCGCCCUGCAAACCUGCCGAAAUUUAUUCCAGUACUUGUCAGCCGAUUGCAUCAUUUCGUAUGCUGUGCCCACUGCCGACUCCACGACUGCUACUAGCUUGGCAGGUAACAACGUCACCAUCUUGCUCGGUGCUCAGCCAAAUGGAUACACAGCGGGCGACUCUGCUAUAUCAAUAUCAGCACGAUCGCUGGAUAUCAAGACUUCCCAGGGAACAACAAGUUAUCCCUUUGAGUCGGGUCUCGGUGCUAUCUUCAUACGCCCCUUGGUAAAUGAACGUUUAGAGCUAGUUAUUUGGGGAUCCGACAUGGCCGGCCUUCAACAGGCUGCUCGUUUGGUGCCUGUCCUCACAGGAGUCGGCCAGCCUGACUUCGUGGUUGUCAACAAGGGGACCCCAUUGAAGGGACAAGGCUCUCUCUAUGCUGCUGGCUUCUUCGAUUCUGAGUGGAAAGUCUCUGCGGCCUCUUAUGUCUCUUGA